AUGCGUGCAAAACUACGUCGCCUAUGUGUGCAUAUAAAAGCGCAACCGUACAUUCUCGACUUGAUCUCCCCUAACACUUUCCCCUCUAUUCAUAUAGCUGCUGCUCUCGGAGUUCCUCUACCUCGCCAGGGCUGCCGCAGUUUGAUCAGCACUGCCGUGAUUCGUGGUUCCCGAGAUGACUGCCAGUCAUCGAGCAGCGCGCCUGACAUCAACCGGUUGAUUGAAGACCAUGUGGCGCUUGUGACUCCGACUCCUGCUGCCGUCAGCCCUGACGAUAUGCUGGUGCCAACUGCACCAUGUGUUCCCGAGGUCUAUCCACUAGAGACAUUGCACAAUUCUCUAACACUUUCCCAGUUGGAAGCCUUCUUAGCCCGAUUGGCUUUCGUCAAGUUGCCUACUCCUUUCACUUCGCCACAUUGUCCAUCCACUCCCGUGUCACAACGAUUUUCCCGUCAGCGUUCCGGGCCUACUCCCACGGUCGUGCCAACGCCUUCCACCACUGCCGUCAGUUCCGCCUCCCACGUCAACCCCGGCUCUAUAUCUUCGUCUAAUCUGAUGCAGUUACUUCGACAGUUAAAUACAGCCCAUUCUCAGGCAAAUACUACUACCCCUGGAAAUGAAUCUACACAUGUUUUGGGGCCUGGCGAUGAAAGAGUUGUACAUCUUCUGCCUGCCAACUCGGAUCCGAUAUUUUUGGGACAACAGUCGCGAGUGCCAGUAGCUGCCGGGCAGCGUUGUGUCCUCGGCCGGCCUCGGGAAUUUAGCUCGGAUAACCGUGGCAAUAGUAGCUAUGCCGAAUUCGAUAGUCUUGCUAGCAACCUUAGUUAUCUGGGUCUUUGUUUCAGUAAACAAGUAAGCAUUAAUGAUAUUCACGAUCAACACUUCCAACACCAACCUUAUAACACUCAGAAGCAACAUCUUUCUACAGAAAUCUCGUUCACCGGAUCUACAGGCAUGGAAAGCAACGAGAAUCUUUUUCAUUUGGCAGCUGACUCAACUGAACCUCAUGAGAAUCGCGGCAGCAUGGACGGUGGUUUAGACUGGUGGCCGGGCCCUACAUCAAAUGUAUUACCUGGGCAAUCAGCAGUUCCACUUUCUUGGACGCUGCAGAUGUCUGGAGCCCGGAGUACAGACGAACCAACCACUUUGAUUUCGGCUUCAUUCGGAACCGCUACUAGCAACACUACUGAUUCAAAAGAUGAUACAAACCAAGCAUUUCGUUUUGGAGUAUCCCCACCGCAGCAACUGCUGGCAGUAGCUGCUGUUGAGACAAACGCUUCGGCCCGGACCACGACGACACUUUUGACAAUAGAGCACGGGUCUGAUGUUGCUGAAUCUGCAUCGUCUGAUGCCAAGAAGUGUCAUAUUCAUCCGGGCCGGAUUUUUACUCGGGAUACGCACGAUCUCUAUGGAGGAGAGGAAGAGAAAGAAAGAUGCGGAGAGGGAAAUUAG
Messenger RNA from Protopolystoma xenopodis, 1452 nucleotides. The record is from the annotation of a GenBank genome assembly. NCBI's taxonomy places the organism in Eukaryota, Metazoa, Platyhelminthes, Monogenea, Polystomatidea, Polystomatidae.